Molecule: messenger RNA, 8057 nt
Organism: Mya arenaria
Lineage: Eukaryota; Metazoa; Mollusca; Bivalvia; Myida; Myidae
Product: interferon-induced very large GTPase 1-like
Exons: 7
Coding region: 29-5863 (1944 amino acids)
Molecular function (GO): GTP binding
Source: RefSeq, a predicted model, not a curated record
CAACUAGCCGGUUUGCAUUUUGUGGUUUAUGCUGUGUAGAGGAAGUAGCUUUUAUGAGACCAGAGCCUCACUCCAGAAAGAUUCCAUUAUCGGUGUUGAUAUUCAAACCUACCGAGCUCGAAUAGGGACGAACAAGUUUGCAUUCGGCUCUGAUGUUGUAACUUCAAGCAUAUCAGUCAACUUCAGUCUUUUCUUGAAAAGCACAACGGUUUCUCUCUUCUUGGUUGUUAUGUGCCUUGUGCUGAAGUCAGGCGCCUACGAAUUCAGUCUUAUAGAUGCCGUUGAUGUAGCUAACGAGAAGAAGGCAGAACAGAAUUUGGAGCUGCAAUUGCCAAGUAUAGAUGCAGUCCGAUAUAUACCAGCUUUAUUUGGUCCUUUGUGGAACUGUUUGGUAUUAAAACAGAGAAUUGCAGGGUUUACGGGAGCAGUUCUAUUUAUUGGUUUACUCUUGCUCAGAGGGGGAAUAGAACCAAACCCAGGACCUAUACCAGAAUUCCCUAUGGUUGUCGGACGUACAGACAAGCUAAAACUGACAGUAAAGUGUGGCAAAUUGUAUGAAGUUCAAAAUGCGUGCUUGUUGGUGGAUGAUGCAUUUCAAACGCACAAUCAAGAGGUUAUAAGGGUCCCUUUCCCGGUUUGGGAUGAUUAUAAACCAUAUUCGGCGACAAAGGUCGAAUCAUUUGGAAAUGAUUUGAAGAAUGCCGUUGCUAAAGGUCUCACGCAGUGCGAAGAAAGCCCUUGUUCCAUAGCAGCAUUUUCACCUAUCGUAGCAGGUAACAGUUGUCAAGAAUUGUCAGAGGUUUAUAUUGGAUUUGGAAUCCUAGAAUUUCUCAAAGAGACGAAAGGUACAUUACAAGAGAUUCAAAUUGUCGGCGAGGAUGAGAAGAUUUUAUUUGAUAUGCACCAUUGUUUGUCAUACAUGGUGCAAUCAAAUACACAGCCUCCUUGGUUUGACAUCUCCAUUUUCAUGACAACGGAUGUAGAUGCCAACGUUAAAUUGACUGGUAGAGCAAAGCACAGUUCCUUCGGUGCAGCGGUUCAAGCAACUUUCGAGAAGCUCAGUCUGACUGAAAGACUUCGUAAGAAAAUAACGCUGAACGAAGCACUGGCUGUAGACAUUUCAAGUCCGGAUUCUGAUAGGGGACCAUCAGACAUGCCGUGGACACUUCUCCACGAACUUCUUCACGGCAAUUGGGAAGGCAGAGAUAACGUACCUGACACACAGCAGGACGAUAUGGGUGAUUGGCUUGAAGAGUAUGAUGACUCACAAGCGGUAACUGAAAUGUGUGCCAUGGACAUUUUUAUGGCCACAUUUCAUUCAUGCGAUGGACUUUUGAAACAAGCGCUUUUUAAGAAGAUGUAUCUGUGUAAAAUUGCCAUGCCUUUUUUGUACCAUUCAAUUGAAACAAAUGCGCUUCAAAUUUCCUUAUGGCCUUUACAACAGUUUCCAAUUUCAAAUGAUAAUGAUUUAGAGCAUUGCGCUUUAACCAUGGAAACCAAAUUGAUAACAUUUGUUCGCCUUGGCAGGCCUCAAUUUUCAAAAUCAAUGUUUCUUAAUCGCUUGAUCCAAAAUAGGAAUGACGCAUUCUCAAUAUUUUUCAACAGGGAAUGCAAGUCUGGCCUUUUAAGUCGCGUACUUUUUAAAGGAGUCGUCGAGAUAUUUUGGGACUCACCCGCAAAUAAAAACAGACCGAUAAGAACAUAUUUGAAUGUCAGAGGCGACUUUGCUGAGGAAUUCGAACCCAAAACCACUAUUUGGAAUUGUUUAAUUCAAACAACAGACUUGUUUGUUGUUAUAAUUGACCUAAAUGAAAUGGUGAGCAAUUUUGAGAAUUAUAGCAAACUGCUCAUUGAAAUACCGAAAUGCGUUAUAUUGUUCUCUGAGCACACUAAAGUCGAAAGUGAAACUAAAAAAGAUAUCCAAGACAAAAUGAAAAAGCUAUGUAAUAGUCACAAAGAUAUAUUUAAAGUAAUUUCCACGCAUGAAAAGGAAACAGAAAAGGAAACUGAAAAACUAUUGAAAAACAUCCGCAGUAACAUAGACAAACAUUUCGAAACAUAUCAGGCUGUGCUUCCGUUAGAAGUAAGAAUCAACACUUUUAACGAAAACAAUGGUCACAUUUUGAAGGAGGAAGAAAACGAAGACUUAAUUUUUGGAAAGAAUUUAGCAAAAUGGCUGGUGUCUGAGAUGGCUACUGAAGUAAGUAUGCAAAGGCAUGAACAAACAGAAGAUGAAAACAGUUUUCAAAACUGCAUUAGUAUUUUAACACCAUUCUCUUAUGUUCAUUCUCCAAAAUUGAUGGAAAAUUUGAGACUAAAGAACCGGGCAGAAGAUCGACAUGAAACAGAAAAGUAUAACGACGAAAUUAAUAACACACGGAAAGAAAACCUUUCAAAUAUUUCAAACACUGUCCGAUUUUUUGCAAAAUAUCUGGUAAGUACAAGACAACUAAACAUUAGGCAAAAGUACUUCAUUGGGUGGCUUAGACUUUUUGUUGAACAAAAAUUAUCUAAUUUUUUAUGCAAAAUGGCAAAGAAAAAAAACAAUAUAUUGGAUUUAAUUGCUGAAAGCAAGACAGAUCAUGCAAGGCAAGGAUCGGAUAAGGAAAAUGAAAAACAGCGCUUAAACUUAGAUAACAUUAUAAAGCUUUCAUCCCUAACAGUUGAGCAUCUUUUUCGCGAAAUAAGUCACGUAUAUGAUUCAAUCAUUGAAUUUGAAGAAGACCCUAUGAAUUAUCGUUUGCCAAGUGUAAAUGACUGUGUGGACACAUUUUCAAACUUAAUCAUAGAGGGAGAAACAGUCGAACUGAUGACGGAGUCUUUUUUCAUGCCUCGAAAAUGGUUGCAAUACAUUUUUAAAUCAGUAGACAAAAGGCUGCGUGUGCAUAACAUCAAUACUAUUUCCGUCUCAGGACUGCAAAGUUCUGGAAAGUCUACUGCUUUAAAUACAAUGUUUGGCGUGCAGUUUGCUGUUAGAUCUGGUCGCUGCACCACAGGAAUUCAAGCAAAGUUGCUUCCUGUGAGGCAAUGCAACACAGAAAAUCAAGCGUCAGAUUACGUUAUGAUUUUAGACACAGAAGGUCUUAGAUCACCGUUGUCGUCCGAUGUCUGGAGGCCCAAAUAUUUAGAUAAUGAACUUGCUACAUUUGUUAUUGGGUUAGGAAACCUGUCGUUAAUUAACAUUAUGGGUGAAAAAAUAGCAGAUAUGAAAGACAUCUUGCAAAUUGUUAUACACGCUCUUCUCAAAAUAAAAUCAUCACAAAGUCGCAUCGCACUAGGCCAUAAAUGUUUCUUUAUUCACCACAACGUUACAGUCAGUUUUACUGAUGUUUACAUGAAAGAAGUGUACAGGGAUUUCGACCAAACAUUAGAUGACGUGGCUCGAGAGACUGCCGCAUCUGAAGCGAUUCCAGAUAUAAAAAAUGCUAAAGAUGUUCUUAUGUUUGACGCAGGAAAAGAUAUACACCCUGUCCAUAAUCUUUGGCAAGGUAAUAAAUCUUUGAUGCGAAUUAGUCCUGAUUACAGUAAGCGAAUAAUGGAAAUAAAAAUUAAAGCUAUGAAAUUAUUACCAAAUUAUGGCUUUAAAUCCUUGUCAGAAUUAAAUCAGCUUGCGUCCGAUCUUUGGGAUGGUAUAAAUUCGGAAAGAUUCAUAUUCACCUUUCGAAGUAGCUUAGCAAUAAAAGCUUAUUUUAGAGCUGAAGACAAAUUUAAAAGUUUAAUCAGGAAUAUUGGGUUUCAGGCGAGAGACGAGCAAGUUAAUAAAUGUUUCAAAUAUAUGUCUGACUGUCAAAAUGAAGAAGAACUUAAAAAGAACAAAAACAAUGUAGCUUCAUCCAUGGACGAUUUCAUCUCGGAAAAAAAAGUUGGAAUAAAAAAGGAAUUCGAGGAGUUUUUAGAAAAGGAACGGCAUAUGGACGAUGUAUAUAGCUGGAAAUCAUUUUAUUCACCAAGAUUCGAAAACGAGUUAAAGGAACUGAAAAGACGCAUAGAAAAUGAAACAAAUAAGUAUUUUGAUGAACAGUUGGUGAAAAUGAGAACAUGUGCAGUAAGUUCAUCUAGCAGAAAUAAACUACGGAAAAAAUCUGCUGAGAUAUUUUCAUCCUCAAAAAGUACUAGCGAAAAAAGGGAUGAAUUUGAUAAAAUAUGGAAAGAUUUCGAGGAUAAUAUUAGAAAACAGACUCUUUCGAUCGAAGAUGACAGUUUAUACAUUUGUUUUGUUCAACAGUAUGAAGAGAAGUUUUCGAAAUAUCAAUCCGAUUACACUGAUGCUUACAAGCAACGUCUAAAAUGGGUCUAUGGAGACGAAAGCUAUUAUAAACGUCUGUGCGGUACAGAUGGUAUAACUAAAGACGAUUUUAACCUGUCAGUGAGAAGCCAUUACACUCAGUUCCGUUGGAAUAAAGAUUUUCUUCAUGACAUUGUUCAUCCGGGGCUGAACAGGUUUGUCUGGGAAAUUGAAGGCCAGAUUUCUAGUUACAAAAAUAAAGGAGGGCUACUUUUAUCAAACGAUGUAGUUGAAUUUUCCCAAAGCUUUGAAAAGUGUCAGGUCAAAUUUGUAGAAGACUUAAAAAAGAUGGGAAUACAUGCAAAAACAAGUUUUUCACAGAAACUAUUCGCGGAUGGGUUAAAUUUUGCUUCUAAGGAGUUUACACGGCAUAAUAUUCAGUACGAUUCAAAUAAAGGUGUAACAUACCAACUUAAGAAAUGUGAACGUGAAAUGUAUGCAAUCUUUGAAGAAGAACUUCAGGAUAGAUCGGAUGAAUACGCAGAGUGCGUUUUAUUUUUUCUUGAACUCGGAAAUUGUCUUAAAGAAGUUAUAGAAUCAAAAUUACCAACGUCGUUAUGCAAAAAGUUUUUAAUCAUAAUUCCAACCUCAAAACCAAAGCUCAUUGCUAGCGUAUGUAAAUCGAUUGCUAACACUGAUGAUCUCACGAAGGUUUUUGAAUAUACCAAGGAUCCGAAACAAUUCGCAUUUAAAUGGUUUAAGCGAGAAUGUUCAGUUAAGUUUGACGAAACACUAAACGACGUACUGCAGAAGUAUAUAACAGAUAUUGAAAAGGAUAUUAAAAACGCACUUAAACAAUGCAAAAAACAAUAUAAGCAAAAGAAAGAACUAAAGACUGAUGAAUGGUUAGAACAUUUUGGAAUGGAAUUCAAGCAUAUAGCAAUUGAUACUCAAAACUUCUCCGGAUUUCUGAAUAAAUACAUAUUGAAGAACGUAGUCCAUUUUACUACAGAAGUCUUGGAAGAAAAACAUUUAUCAAAAAUGUUAAAAUUUUUGAAUAAAGAACUUCGAAGCAAUCUUACAAGAACAGUUUUCACUGAAUCUAAUGACUUCCGUAACAUGUUCGAUGACAUUUGGGGUUGUCCUGAAUUGUGUCCGUUUUGCCGCGAACCAUGCAUUAAAAGCAAGGACCAUGCACCUGUAUCAAAACACGAGUGUCUGCAACACAAGCCUCCAAGUUUUAAAGGCAUUCAUAAUAAAUUCAACAACAAUUGUUUUGAAGUUUGUAAUUACGAAGUAUGUUCAAGAACAAGUACGUUCCGUUGUUCCGAUGUUAAUUGGGAAUGUGGCUGCACAAAAAGUAAAUUACCAGAUUUCAUUGCGAUUAUUUGUUCAUUUUUAGGAGUUCAAUCUGGCGAGUUUCAUUUUUACAAGAAAUACAAUGAACCCUUUAAACUAUGGGACAUAAAGCCUUCUAACGAUACUGAAGAGUGCUCAAAAUUCUGGGCGUGGUUUUCUGGUUCUAAAUAUAACAUGAUUUGUGACAAUCUCGUAGGCAAAUGUGAAGCAAUUCCAGAGCGAUGGACGAAAAUAUCACCGGAAAAAGCAUUUGCAAGUUUAAAUGAACCUUUCACGUAAGUCUUGACACGAUCCGACGACUUUCUUUCUACGUGCAUAGUCCAGUGAUGUAAGAAAGGAACAUAAAUAUGCUGAGCAAAUAAGCAGAUGGAAUGAAUAUAUCAAGUAUCAUAUAAUUUACAAGACCACUGGUAAUUACUAUGAAUAGUUAAGUUACAAAGUGGGGCUUACGUUAAUAGAUAAAGGUAGUCGCGUUUUGUUCCGUGAUGUGUGACCUUUUGAAGUAUUGUAUUGUAAAAGAACUAAACAAGGCAACAGUGUAUUUUUUCUUAUUCAUCUUAAAUCAAAAUGCGCUCUUUUAACAAAACAAAAUAAAACAAGUUAUAUUCAACCGAAAGAGAGACCGUGUAAUUUUUAACAUCCAGAGUUAGUGUUAGAAAUAAUCACUUUUCACUGCAAAAUUAACCUUUUUUAUUUAUUGAAAGCGUGUGUUAUGACAAGACUAGAUUUGUAUGAAAAUGUCAAAAUUUGGUUGCAAACUUAAGUUGUAAUGUAGACGAAUUUAACUAUAAUAAUAUAUUCUGUCUAUGUAUUUUGUUAAAUCCGUUACACUGAAGCACAUCGUCUGCCGAGCAGCAUUGAACUUUUAAGCAAGUACUUAUGUGAAAAACUAGACCAUGGACUCGAAUCCUAUUGUAAGUUAUCUUUUUACCUCCGUUACCAUUUUUGUUGUCAUUAAGUUUAAUUUGUAUAUAUACUUUUUAACGUCAAAAUGGUUAUUUUGAGGACUUCAAAACCGUAAUUAAUAAGUAGUAUCAGAAUUGUCGUAAUUUUUAUAUGUCGAGCAAUAAUUUAUUAUCAAUAUGUCAACUCAGUUUAGAAUCUUAAUAUAAAAUUCGGUAACUUACGAUAUGAAAUGUCGUUAUACGCCUAUACAAGUUCGUGAAACAACACUGAAUGCGGUGUUCAAAUAUAUGUAUAGUGGGAUCUUUUUGUUCCAUGUAUAUCGAAAAUGUUGUUGUAUUAAUGUUGUUUUAGUUCAUGAAAAUAUAUUGUACACACUAUAAAAAAGACUUGAGUUGUACAAAACAUAUAGCAUAGACUAAGCAUUGAGGUUAUAUAUGAACGUUAAUAUUAAAACAUCUCUCCUCUAAUUAAGAGGGGUUUUUCAUUGGUUGCUGGUCGCCACUAUUUAUCUCUACAUGUAAAUGACUUUCAGUAGCUACGUCUUUAAAAAGGAGAACACUUUUUGCAUUUUACUGGUUUUCCUUUCAUAGCGCCUUAAUGCCAAACACUCUUUCAAAUGUAUGAGUUAGAUUAAGAAUGCUUUCAAAUUCCAUCACAUUUUCUCAUUUACAUGUAUAAUAGAUUCAUGAACGUUUAUAAUGAUGUUUUGAUUGUAUAUAGUGUGGUGGAUUUCUAUUGUUAUUAAUAUGAAAGUACUUUUAAUAUUUAUAAAUUGUAUAAAGGACCACAGAAAAUAAUUCGUUUGAAGUAACUGCUUUGUAUGGUUAGGUAACAGAGAAGACAGACUUGCAAUCUAAACAUUGAUUACAGUUUGUGUGUGUUUUUAGUGUUGUUUUUUGAAGGGGGUGGGUGGGUUUUGAUCAUAAACAUCACUCGUUGAUGAUUAAGCUUCCUUAAUGUAUAUUAGGCUCACACCUCUUUUUUAUAUAGACAUUUAGGUUAAUACGUACAAAUGUUUUUUUUCUUCUUUUGCUAGAUUGUUUGAGAUGUUUAAUAAUUACACAUGUAAUUAUACGUUUAAUUUUGGUCGUACUGUUAUGUGUGGUUAAGAUUUCGUAAAUAAUACUGAUAUUUAAAUAUGUUGUUAUUAUUGUAAGGGUGUGUAUUUCGCUGAUUGCAUGUUGGGUUCUGAUGCAUUAGACUGUUGUAAGUUUUGAUUGCAAUGCUUUGUAAAAUUGGGAAAAGAAUAUUGAACUAAAUAUAUAAAAUAGGUCUGAACAAUAUUGGUAUAACAAAUUAAUAACAUAAAUAAAUCUGUAAUGGUUGUACAAUUUGCAGCAAUCAAGUUUUGAGAAAAAAUCCCACUAAUUAAGCUGAAAACGUGACAAACACAAUGCCCAGUUAAAUGCCUGUAUAUUUUUUAAAUGUUAAAUUUACCAUGGUCGCACGCAAUCCUUGAUUACAUGUUUGUAUAUGUAUCUUGUUGUUGUUUUUUUCCUUUUUGAAACUAAACAUUUUUAUAAUUGUUGUGCUGCAUACUUAUAUAGAAUAAUUUGUGCUGUGAAUC